AUGGCCAUUUACAGGCCUAAGGCCCUUCAUCAAGACAAGAGAUCAACCCAGCUAGUCGACACCACGGCUCCCAAGUCUUUCGCCAUCACGGCGGUGUACCUUCUCCUCUCUCUCGCUUCCGCAACCCCCGUCACCCUCGAAGCAAGAGAUCUCCUGAACCCCAUUGGACCAACUGCCACGGCCAAGCAGGAGAAAUGGUGCCCGGCUCUUGACUAUGACACCUCCAGCUGCUACAACACCGUGGCCAUCUCCCCGACCGGCCAGCUCAAGUUCGUCUCUGCUUCCGAGCACGGCAAGUGGAACAUCCGCCUCCCUGGGCAGAACCUCAACAUCCGUUUUGAGGGAAGCAUUCAUGCCAAGAUUGUCUACCACAAAGAUGGUGCUGGUACCCAUGCCUUCCGCUAUGCGAACGGCGGUGAUGAGCCUCCUGAGAACCACUGGCAGAGCUGGCGUUGGCGCGUUGGUGCCGGUCUGCUGAAGUGGGACUCGAUCGCCGGCAACCUGCGCACUACGCUGUCUCAAAAGGAUUGGGGUAAGGCUGAGGUGGCUGUUAGGGACAAGGGCGGCAAGGCCUGGAACUUUGGCUGGUACUUGGACCGCUCCAGAUACUACUGCGUUACCGAGCUCGAGUGCCCCGGUAACUUGGCUACGGUGUUUGAUCCUUGGGCUUGA
This is a messenger RNA of Podospora pseudopauciseta, 672 nucleotides long. RefSeq lists its product as uncharacterized. The record is from RefSeq and is a predicted model, not a curated record. NCBI's taxonomy places the organism in Eukaryota, Fungi, Ascomycota, Sordariomycetes, Sordariales, Podosporaceae. The transcript has 2 exons. Bases 1 to 672 code for a protein of 223 amino acids.